CGAGCGAGCAGGCGAGCAGCGGAACAGAAACGAGAGCUCAACCAGAGAGCUUGAAAGAAGCCACAGAGAAGCAACGGCUUCACUUCACCUGGAGUGAAAAGAAAGAGGCGUCACAAUACAAAGAAAACAACGUUCUCUCAACGAGUAAUGGCAAGCACGGCUUUGUGCUGAACUGAAUCACUCUGAUCAAUUGGAAACUGGCUAAAGAAAAAAAAAAAAAUGCUUUGUGGUCAGGGAGAAAGUUAGAAGAUUAAUUCAGACUAAUUCCCUUACAGGUAUCACGGGCUCUGUUUCGGAUUCGAACAAUUUGAUUUGAUUUAAAGUUCGUGUUUUGAAUUAAACAAACAAACAAACAAACAAAAAAGAUGCUUCAAUACGAUACCAGUUUCAGGUGCUAGAGUCGAGCUUAGUUUCACAGAAAGUCCCGUUAUUUGUCUGUGUGUGUGUGUGUGUGUGUGUGUGUGUGUGUGUGUGUGUGUGUCUGUGUGUGUGUGUGUGUGUUGUACGGGCUUAUUGAUAAAUCCUGUAGCCAGGUUUAGAUGUAAUGGGUCCUUCGUCAUUAACUGAACGUGCGUUAUACUCAAGAUGGUGAAAUAGUUUCAGAUACAAAUCGGGAAUCUAAAUUUGCUGGUCGUUUGUAUGCAUGAUUCAUUUUUAUAAGCUUAGGUUGAAGUUUUUACAGUAUUCACGACCAGAGAUUACACAUCACUGAUAAAAAUUACGGUUAGGGGAAUUUGUCAUAAAGUUUUAGAUUCGGUUAUUGGCAAUUAUUACGGGGAUUUCACAGACUUUGGCUUUACUUAGAUGCAGGUGGAAGGUGGAUAUGUUAUAGGAGUGAGUAAUCAUUUCCCAAUACUAAGCACAACGAUCAAUUACUGUGAUUGUUUUCUCUACAAAAGCAGCAAUAAGACAUUAACUCAUGGCUUUAUGAGGGCUCAGCGUUCCGUCACCUUUUCAACAAGUGAAUCGAAGCUCAAGGGACCUACCACCAGAUUACUAUAGAUUGCUAUAUGAAGAUCUCGACACAGGUGUUGGUUUUGGAUCGCCAAAAUGCCUUUCCAUCCAGUGACCUCCAAUUUAAUGUACAGAGGGAUCUGUACCAUCCCAGACAUACUCACGUACAAGACCCCUGUGAAUAUCCCCGAGGAUGAAUUAGAAGAGAUCCGGCAGGCGUUUAAGGUGUUUGAUCGGGAUGGGAAUGGAUUCAUCUCCAAGCAGGAGCUGGGCAUGGCCAUGCGGUCCCUGGGAUACAUGCCCAACGAGGUGGAGCUGGAGGUCAUUAUCCAGAGACUGGACAUGGACGGGGAUGGGCAGGUUGAUUUUGAUGAGUUUGUGACCCUGCUGGGACCCAAGCUGUCUUCAGCAGGAAUGCCUGACAGGUUUCAUGGGACUGACUUUGACACUGUGUUCUGGAAGUGCGACAUGCAGAAACUAACAGUGGAGGAGCUGAAAAGACUGCUUUACGACACCUUCUGCGAUCACUUAUCCAUGAAAGACAUCGAGAACAUCAUCAUGACGGAAGAGGAGGGACACAUAGAAAACCCUGAUGAAUGCCCCGUGGAUAUCGACACCAGCCCCACGCAACAGAUCAAGCAGACCUGUGUGAGGAAGAGCCUGAUCGGAGCCUUUGCCAUCGCGUUCAUCAUCAGCGUCAUGCUGAUUGCAGCCAAUCAGGUGCUGCGGAGCGGGAUGAAAUAGGAGCGUUGAGAAGAAAGCAACAGCCACGCCAGCAACCAGACUUCUCCUCUUUACAAACAACUGUACUGAACAACAACCCCAAGAACAGCAAAAACAAACACCCACUCCAAUGGGCAGCCGUGGGCUGUGUGGCAGAUGCCUGCCAGUGCUGCCUUGCUUUGGCUGUUGCUGUCGCUGUCCCCCCCCCCUUGUUGCCCCACACCCAGUUUGUCUGGAAAGAAGCCGGUGCCUUUGGAUGCAUGGAAUCAUGAUCAGUGAACAUCAGCUGCUGUAAUACGCAUGCAGAUGCAUGGAUUUACAUCUAAACACACCCGAAGCGUUGCAUUUAUAUACAGAACUAGAACUCAUUUAUGAGGAACUGAAGUCAUCCCACACCACUGGUGGACUCAACUGCAUGAACAUUCACUAAGGGCUGCUUAAGAUAAUAAUAACAAUAAUAAUAAUAAUAAUAAUAAUAAUAAUAAUAAUAAUAAUAAUAAUAAUAAUAAUAAUAAUAAUAAUAGUAAGAAGAACUCUGGACACGUGUUGAAAAAGCAAUUCAAACAGAUGGACACAAUGAAAAUUUCUAACAUUUAAGAUCAUGUGCCGCAUAAGAAGAAUCGGUGAUCACAACUGAAUAGAUCUUUAUUACCCAUUAAUAAUGCAUUAAGAAAGGUCAGUUAAGUUUUCAAUCUGCACAUAACCUUCCACAGGUUUGUGUUAAUUGCAUCUUAAUAUUGUGUGGUCAGUAGUUAUAAGCAAUAACACAGAAAUGAAUCAUACAGAAUUUCCAGUGGUGUUUCUAGUGCGUGGAAAGUAAGGGCAAACACAAACAAAUGGCACAGCUGGCAAGCGUAUUUCGCUAACGCAUUACUAAUGAGCAAUACAUCAUUUGUAUAUAUCUAAUUAAGCACUAACCGUAAUUAAAAGUGUUACCAGACAAAUCAGUCCUUUAAUUGGAUCCGGGGAGACUAAAUCAUACAGCCACUGCAUUAACGAUCAGCAAGCUCCUGUUUUUAAGCCACUCACAUUUUUAUAGAUACAGCCAUGGUCAUCUCUGUCUGGUCUUGUGUCCAUGUGAACUUUGUCCAUGACCAGUAGCUUGUAGCAUGGGCAUUAUAUGAAGACAAACUACAGAUUAUCAAUGUUCAUACUUGUUCUGCCAAUGGCAACUAUAGUUAGAAAUAUAGCCAGUCCCUUGAAUAGUCAAUGGAACAAUCAUCUGUGUUUGUCCGUCAUCACAAAGGAGUUCUCCAAAACUGCAGGAGAUAAAAUGUUCUCAAUUAUUCUCGGCCAUUCACCAGUCAGAUCUGGAUUUGGGAAGGUAGAGAGGCUUUUAAAAAAUACAUGCUUACAAGGUCUGCACUGAAAAACAGGCCAUAUUUGAAUGUGGUUAAUGUAAACCGUGAUGUCUGCUUUCUGAUAAACAAUACAUAGAAGGAUGAACAAUGAAAGAAUGUAAUAAACAGGCACCAAAGAAUGAUAUACCGUGCAAAACGGAUUGUGUUUGUUGAGCGUUGCAGAUUUAAAAGGACAGAAACUGCUUUAAAUGGUAUUGGCUGAAAUGUGCAGCAACUGUAUUUUGGUCGGAAGCACCACCACGUUUGGACUUUCGUUCUGUUUAUAUAUUAGAUUACAAAAAAUAGCACUGCUUUCUCAGUGUAUAGAAACGAUUAAGGCCCAUUGAUUGGAUUUCUAGUCAAAUCUUUUCAACCGCUUUAUUUUUUAUUUUACUUUUGUAGAUUGAUUUUUAAAAUGUUUUAUGAAAUAUGAAAAAAUAUAUAUAUAAAAUUACCUUAUCUGUCAAAAUAUUGUGACAGACCCAUUUUGGAUGAAGUACAGUAAAUGUGGGGUGUUCUUUAAGAACAGUGUCAGAACUUCUGUCUCACUAAAAUGCACACUGUUGAAAAAAUUAUUGGAAUGUGCAAAAUGUUGGGGUGCUUAUGGCCAUGCAUAAUGUCCAGCUUUAUCAGAGCUUUACUAUUUAUGUAAAUGAAUAUCAUGUGACAGUCAGUAAACAUGUUGCUGCCAUGCAUAACACUAAUAUCCCUCAAUGGACAGUCUGUAUCUCAUUAGUCAGAUAGUGUUAUGCCUUGGCUCCUGUCUGUUCGUCGUGUGUGAUGGGCCAUUUCAAUGAGCGCAGUGCUAAGGUCCAAGUCGGGUUUAAUCAUUUGUAUAAAUACAAUUAGAAUAGCUGUACUUGAAAAAUAGUAACCUGCAAUAGUCUGUUAAUUAGGGCCCUGGACCAACCCCAGAAUGGAGAGAUAUACCCAAAACUUCUCUGAAAAAUUGUGUUUGCAGUGUGUUUUCUCAAUUGGUCUAACCCACUCACAAUGAUUAAGGCUGACCUUCUCAUUGAAUUGUUAUGAGGGUUUCAUAUUAUCAGGAUUUCAGCUGACGAGGUUGACCAGCUGUUUUAACCAAUGAGAUCUGGCUGAAGUUCUUUGGCAUGUGUGUUUUAAAGGUCAAGUUUCUUUACAAGAAUGCAUUUUCGGGGAUAAACUGUUUCAGCUUUUAACGCACCCAAUGUAAAGGUUACAGAGUUAAUAACAUUGUUUUAACCACCCGUGGGAAUAUAUUAUUUUCUACCUUGUAAAUGUAUAUAUCUGUACAUUUCUAACUGGUUAGCAUUUCUUGUAAUGUAAGUUGUGUAUAUCUAUAUUUAGUAUAUUUUUUUGCUGCAAUAAUAAUUUAGCUUCUUGUGAGGUGCUGAUGAUCAAAUGUUCUUCCUGCUACUGUCUGUCUCAGUUCUUUCGGACCAUGUUUAUACUAACAAGUUACACGAACUAGGAUCAGAAAAAAAAUGUGUUUAAUAUACUGACAAACAAACUGUAGCAUUAGCAUUUGAUAGUGAACACCUCACAGGAAGCCUGUUAACAGAGCGCUUGAUAGAAUAAGUAAAUAUGUGGAUAUCAAAUUAUAAAAUGUACCGCUCUUCUCUAUAAGCUACGAAUACUUCUGGGACGAUACUUGGCCUUAAAUAAAUAUUGCAUUCAAAGAUUAAUUUUCAUUUUCCAGGAAAGACAAACCACUGUGUUGUAAAAAAAACAAAAAACAAACAAGUUAUACUAAAAUGAUCCAGACAUUUUUUCUUGUUAAGAGAGAGAAAGUGAGCGAGCGAGCGAGAGAGAGAGACAGAGAGAGAGAGAGAGAGAGAGAGAGAGAGAGAGAGAGAGAGAGAGAGAGAGAGAGAGAGAGAGAGAGAGAGAGAGAGAGAGAGAGAGAGAGAGAG
Messenger RNA from Acipenser ruthenus (sterlet), 4909 nucleotides. RefSeq names its product calcium-binding protein 7. The coding region runs from base 1051 to 1698 and encodes 215 amino acids. The transcript has 5 exons. Gene Ontology annotation, molecular function: calcium ion binding. Lineage: Eukaryota; Metazoa; Chordata; Actinopteri; Acipenseriformes; Acipenseridae. The record is from RefSeq and is a predicted model, not a curated record.